This is a messenger RNA of Hypoxylon trugodes, 1973 nucleotides long. RefSeq lists its product as uncharacterized. The record is from RefSeq and is a predicted model, not a curated record. Lineage: Eukaryota; Fungi; Ascomycota; Sordariomycetes; Xylariales; Hypoxylaceae. The transcript has a single exon. The annotation marks the transcript as partial.
CAUGUCUCCCACUUACGGAGCUUACAUUCCUCCCUUCCGACGCUACUUUCCGCAUGGAGCUAGCGAAGCAGCUAACGCACAAGCAACAUUUUCCACUGGUCAAUUCCAAUAUUCUUCAACAUCGUACCAGCACAGAGGUAACGGUAACAUGAAUUCCCGAGGAUUUCGUGGGGGUCGUGGAGAUCGUGGAUUCCGUGGUGGUUGGGGUCGUGGUCGAGGUGGCGGUGGCUAUGGUUCUAGCUAUGGUAAUAAUCGUGGGAACCAAUUCUUCCAGGGUCGUCGCAACGACUACCAGCACCAGGAUCAACAGCUAGAUCGUGCGGAUCUCUACAAGUUGCCUGAGAUUCAGAAUUACUUCUGGGGUCCCGACACAGCCUCGAGCGUUCACGACACCCAAAAAUCUACCUUUCACGACUCCAAGGAACAUUCCGAUCAACUCUCCUACCUGCUGCUUUUCUCUGGCGCUAACCCCCGCUGGUCCGGCGAUCAGAUCGUUUUCGCCAAAUCAAAGCUGCAUUUGUUACCCGACUACAUUGCCAAGAAAGAGGAGCAUGGCAACUGGGAACUUCCCGAGGCGUCGGAUGCUGGUGCAUCUAGCCAACCCGAGCCUACCGAUGGCACUGCUAAUAACACUAGCGACGCCAACGUAAGCCAUGGCGAUCACUCGGACAUUCCUAACUCCGGAAGCGAUGGCGCUCCGGGUGACGAGGCUGGCCCAGCCACAUCUGCUUCUGAAGUUUCAUCCACCCCUCCAGGAGACAAGACCGAGAUUACCAGAUCUCCUAGCCCUGCUAAGGACGAAAAGGAUGACGAAGCACAAGUCCCCGCCCCAGAGGUCUCAUCUCCCCCCAGCCGCAUGCAGUUCACCGACAUUCGCUACCUACCCCCUGAGGAACAGGCUCGCAUCGAGGAAGAAUCAAAGCAGCGCCGUCUUCAAAUGCAGCAGCCGCAGCAGCCGCAACACCAAGAGACUAGCUUCCCCGCUAUCACACCUAUCGAUUAUAUCCCGACUGCCCACAGACCUAUCGCUGCCUUUGAAGAGCAACGAACCUACAGCUACAACAAGCCCUUUGCAUUCGCUGGAUGGUACCGUAUCGUGCGUGUCAAUAUCCUAGCACCCCACUCAGCUGAGCUCCUGCGCAUGCAGCAACAGAAGUGGGAGCGCCGUGACCGCUACGGUAACCUAAUCCCCACUAGGCCUCGUGAUGCCUCUGCUUGGAACUCAGCGUUUAGCACUGAAUGGGCUGUCGUCAAGUUUGAGAAGAUUGGAGAGGAGGAGGCACCUCCCCCUCCGGAGAUCGAGAAGUUGCCUGAACCGGAGGCGAAGACUGAGGGACGUGAUAUGGCUGCUAAUUGGCGCGAGGGUCGUGGUGAGAUUAAGGCAGACUCGGGUGGAGAGGCAGCCGGCGAGGCAACUGGAGUUGCAGAUGCAAAGCCCAACGGCGAUGCAUCAACAGCCGCGGAGAAAGACGCAUCGCAGCAGGGUACCAUUAAUGACGCACUCUCAAAGAUGCGUGUUGAGGAUGAGGAGGUUGCGCUAGGGACAGGAACUGGUGGAGGUGAGAAGGCCCCUGCUAUGGACGCUGUCCCGGUUGAUGGUUCUGAGAAGGAAUCCUAAAUCGGUUGAGGGCGAAAAAAGAUAAGGCAUAAGGGUCGGAGGAGGUUCCGUCCCCACAGUGGAGAGAAGUCGUCAACUUGCAUGCGGAGACCGGCGUACAUCUGAAUAUUCACUUUCUCGGACAUCCCGACAGGGCGGCAAUGGUCUGGACUUUAUCUGCGUUUCUUUCCUAUCGCGUUGCAUUUAUCGGGCGGCGUUUGCUAGGCGGUGGCGAUUACCAAAAAAGGUCAAUUCAUGAUAUGAUGAGACACGAGGCAUGAAGAAAAAUGGGCGUUAAGGCACUAAUUCGAUGGUUUAUGACAGGCUAGACAGUUCGCUGCUAUUAUUUCACAAAAGCAUUGUUUUACAAUCCCAG